AUGAAAAGGCUUGUACCGUCUAAUAAGCCUGGCGAGGAAAUCAGUCUCCCCGGGUUCUCUAGGAACCCGCCGAGAGCCGACCGAGGAGUUAAUCCUAGCCGGUGUUUUGGCUGCGGAUUGCUCAGAUUUCAAUUCGAACAAGUAGUUCCUGGGAUUAGCGCGUUCAACCAAACUAAUAAACAAAUUCUUCAGCUUUAUGAUAUUAGUACAGAUUACGAAAUCAAUGCUGAAACAAUAAAAUUAUAA
Cinara cedri is the source of this 246-nucleotide messenger RNA. The record is from the annotation of a GenBank genome assembly. NCBI's taxonomy places the organism in Eukaryota, Metazoa, Arthropoda, Insecta, Hemiptera, Aphididae.